AUGUCCAUUGACGAGGCUGUUGCCAGAUAUAGAGAUGUUAUAGGCAAUCUAGCAACUGGCAAUUUAAGGCGGAUUGUUAUACAGUCAGAAAAACUGGCCCAGAUCAUUGCAUCUUCAAAAGGUACCGUUCGUUUCCACCAUAAAACUCGCAGCGGUAAAACAGUAAUAUACAAAUGCAUCAAAAAGGCGCUGCUUUCCAGUGUCGCGUCUCUAUCGUCAGAGUUUUCCUCAGAAACAGAUGUUCAGCAAUUCCUCCAUUUAAAUUACAUAUAUCAAUCUCACUUCCAAGCUUUGAGUGGACAAAUAAACAAAUAUUGCGGCAUGAAGAAAUACUACGAGUUAAAGUUUGCAGCAAUCGACUACUUAGAAACCGAAGUCCAAACUACCGGGCUUACACUCUCAAGAUUCUGGGUGGCAUCUUUAGAUGAGUUCAUUAAAAAAGAGCGAUGGCCAGAUAAUGGAUCUAACUUUCAAAUCUUUUACAAACUAAUGGCUGAGUAUUCGUCUUGGAAAUGGGAUUCUGAUGAUAAAAGGCAACUCCAGUUCAUGUACGAAUUUCGAAUGAAACUCAAAGAAUGUUUGGUGAAAUUUUACGAGAAUUUUGAUCUUCAAAAAUCUAGCGAUCCUCUGAAAGAACUCAUUAUACCUUGGGAAAAGAUUGUUUAUGUCGCCAACUGUAUCGAUGCAUUCACUGGAGAGCAAGUUAGGAUCGACGGUGCUGAAUUAAUCUGGACAUCCAAAAAUCUUGUGUUCUCUUCGAUUUCUUCUGCCGUUCUUAGAUUAAAUGACCUUCAAAAUAUGUUCAGCGCAUUCCGGCCUUAUGGGGAAGAAGCAUUAGUUCAAGACUUUGCGCAUAUACGAUCUUUAAAGUGGGAUAGUAAUGAUAAAGUUGAAAGCUUAAUUCGUGCCCUUAUUUUUAAUGAUAUGUUUCCUUAUUUCAAUAAGGAACAGGUAGAUACGAAGGCAGAUGGUAUAUUCUUUUUGCGCUUACUGAGAAAAAACUUCAAAGAACACAUUAAUGACGUUAAAGAUUUUCAUAUUCAAGUGAUAAAGUACUUGAAUUCCCAAUUUAAAAAUAAUUACAGCACAUUGAUGACGUCAUCGAAAACUCAGGAUAGAAGGAAAAGUCAUAAUAUGCCUUCUUCUAUCUUAGACGAUGGUAACAAAAUUGGAAUGCAUGUUUCGCCUAUCGAUGAAUACUCACAUUUUAUUGAUAAUGAUGAACCGUUGUGGCGAGACAAAGUAUAUCCAAAGAUUUACACAAAUGAGCAAACACCUACACCUGACGCAUCAGCAAUAUUUGAUUCUCACAAGAUAUAUGCAAUUAUAUCGCUGCUGCGAUAUUACUUACCUGAGAAGAGAAAGUUUUUUCGGAUUUAUUAUCUGCCCAGUAUUUUUAAAAGGAUAUUAUAUUACGGUGCAAAGUUUGCUCAACUAUAUUUCAUGGAAGGUUGCUUGGAACGGCUAGUAAUAGAAUCUCUCCAAAUUCUAGAACCCUCUUUGGUACAUGCGAUAAAUAAUUUGAUCAAGUCUAGCAUAGAAUCACUCAAAAAUGUAACAGUGACAAGUGAUGACAAAACUUCAUCUGGUGUCAUUAUUUUGUCCUACAAAGAAUUUAAGUCACUAUCUGAAGUUAACAAAGAUUUCAAUGAACCAUUUUGGCCUAACCAAUCAAUUGCGAAUAGUUGGCCAGAUUUCGCGAAUAAGCAAUUAAAGAGGGGUCAAAUUUUGCAAGACGCAUUUGCAUUCCACCUUUUUGAAAUUGAACUACCAAUUAUUAUCGAUACUACAAGAAAUACGCAUUUGAAACUCGUUUCCAACAUGUGUACUACGAGCAUAUUGUACUUAUAUAAUGAAGUUGAUUCCUUAUCAUUAACUAGCAUACAGGAAAAAUUAGCUGUUUUACCGACAAGUAAACGGAAUGAAAUCUUAUUGUACAAUUUGAACAGGCUAACAAAAUUGAAACUAUUGUUGUUGAAAGAGAACGAAAAAGGACAAAAGUUUUACGCAUUUAAUUUUAAGUACAAAAGGGAUGGACAGAAAACAUCAUUAAUAAGGUUAAUUUAA
This is a messenger RNA of Saccharomyces cerevisiae S288C, 2067 nucleotides long. RefSeq lists its product as uncharacterized. The transcript has a single exon. The record is from RefSeq and is marked reviewed. Bases 1 to 2067 code for a protein of 688 amino acids. Lineage: Eukaryota; Fungi; Ascomycota; Saccharomycetes; Saccharomycetales; Saccharomycetaceae.